CAGUGAAUUUUGGAACACGGCCUCAAUCUCUUCGCCAAGUAAAACAACUUAAUGAUAUAUCAAACAGACACGAUUGUUAUUUCAGAUUGAUCGAAAUAAAAAUCUACAACAAUGACAGAAAAGAUAACUUUGUCAAAAAAUAUACUAGAGAUGAAGUUCAUGAAACGAACAAAAGAAAAAGUCGACAAACAACAAUAUCAAGAAGAAGGAGAGCUUUACUUUGGAAGCCAAGUUACAAAACGCAUGAAAAAAGAAUCAGAAAGAUUCAUCAUGGAAUCAAGCUAUGUUUUUUGUGAAAAACUUGUCAGUGGUAGAAUGAGUUUUCAAGGAAUGAAUCCAGUAAUUGAGAGGUAUAUGGAAUCAAUACAGAACCAAGAAAGAAUAAAUGUAGAAGAAAGCAAGCAAGUUGAUAUAUCAGAUGAGCAAAUGUCUGUUCAAUGGCAGAAAAUACGAGGAAAGUUUGAAUCUAUGCAAAAGCAUAAGAAUCCACGGUACAGUGCGGUUAAAGAUGAGCCAUUAAAAAAGAAAAAAUUCUUAAAACCAGUAGAUUGAUAUAAUGUAAAUAAUAUUAAGAGGAUAAUCGCUAAUUUAUAUUUCGAUACCUUUGAGAGACCAAAGAGACAAAUUGUCUCUGUGGAACUAAAGCUCACAAACUGUGAAACUUCGAAAUGUAUUACCUUUACUUGGUUAAUCUGACAUAAAUCAACUAUCAUAAGAUGAUUUAAAUGUGUUAUUAGAAAAAAAUCACUCAAUCAUAUGAAAUUUGUAUUUGUAUUUCAUAUUAAACAUAUUUGUAUUUCAUAUUAAACAUAUACAUGUAAUAUAUUUUUCUUACUUAUUAGUGUUUUGCUCAAAAAACAAAUUUGCAAAAUAAAUAGCUAAUUUUUUACUUCCACA
This is a messenger RNA of Harpegnathos saltator (Jerdon's jumping ant), 897 nucleotides long. It is a transcript of the gene Mpp6, whose product is annotated as M-phase phosphoprotein 6. The coding region runs from base 112 to 552 and encodes 146 amino acids. Gene Ontology annotation, biological process: maturation of 5.8S rRNA. The record is from RefSeq and is a predicted model, not a curated record. The transcript is spliced from 4 exons. NCBI's taxonomy places the organism in Eukaryota, Metazoa, Arthropoda, Insecta, Hymenoptera, Formicidae.